This is a messenger RNA of Colossoma macropomum (tambaqui), 436 nucleotides long. Its product is annotated as prostate stem cell antigen-like. NCBI's taxonomy places the organism in Eukaryota, Metazoa, Chordata, Actinopteri, Characiformes, Serrasalmidae. The transcript is spliced from 3 exons. The record is from RefSeq and is a predicted model, not a curated record. Bases 36 to 359 code for a protein of 107 amino acids.
UCCAUCACACUCUCAACUUCUCAAACUCACCAACAAUGAAGACGCUGGUCACUCUGAUGCUCGUCUACAUGCUUUUUUCAGAAGCUUUACAGCCUUCUGCAGCUCUGCAGUGUUAUGAGUGUGACAGGCCAACAUGUGAUCUUAAACCUGUGAAUUGUACUUCUUCUGAAGAUCGCUGUCACACAACCAAGGAAAGCGGUGGCCAGAAAACCAUUACGAAAGGGUGUACAACCCAGGCUAAGUGUGAAGAAAAUAAAAGUAUGAAGUGCUGUGCCACUGAUCUGUGUAACAGUGCUGAGGGGGUUAAACUGAGUCUCCUCAUCAUGCUGGUUCCUCUGAUCUCCACCCUCUUCAUCUGAACUCUCUGCUCAGCUGCACUCUGUAGUGAUGUGUGUGUGCUUUAUGAAAGUUACUGUAAGAGCAUUUUCUGUAACCG